Molecule: messenger RNA, 4663 nt
Organism: Gigantopelta aegis
Lineage: Eukaryota; Metazoa; Mollusca; Gastropoda; Neomphalida; Peltospiridae
Product: RNA-binding protein Nova-1-like
Exons: 5
Coding region: 47-1765 (572 amino acids)
Biological process (GO): mRNA splicing, via spliceosome; regulation of alternative mRNA splicing, via spliceosome
Cellular component (GO): cytoplasm; nucleus
Molecular function (GO): mRNA binding
Source: RefSeq, a predicted model, not a curated record
UGCGCCGUGCGGUACGUUACCCCACGAGAACAGGCCCAACUCCAUAAUGGCAGUCAACUACGACGGGAUGAACGGGUCGGAAAUGGACACCUUGGACUCGAGAAAAAGGCCCCUGGACGGAGAAACAGAUAACGGGGUCACCAAGCGAUCUAACCAGGGUGGAGGUGAAAACAUUCACUUAAAAAUUCUUGUGCCCAGUAUAGCUGCCGGUGCCAUCAUUGGAAAAGGUGGGGAAACCAUUGCACAAGUUCAGAAAGAUGCAGGCGCUCGUGUUAAGAUGUCGAAAGCAAAUGACUUUUAUCCUGGAACAACCGAACGCGUCUGUCUCAUUAUGGGUCCCGUCGAAGCUGUCCGCCAAGUUCAUAAUUUUGUCAUGGAAAAAAUUAGAGAAAAGCCUGAUCCAAAUCCAAAAAUGGAUGAAACAAAGUCGACAUUUGAACGGCAUCGGCAGGUCAAAAUUCUUGUACCUAACAGUACAGCCGGAAUGAUAAUAGGAAAGGCUGGGAACUUUAUCAAACAAAUAAAAGAAGAAAGUGGAGCUUAUGUACAGAUUUCCCAAAAGUCAAAAGAAACUAAUCUACCAGAAAGAUGUGUGACUGUAGCAGGUGAGAUCACAGGUGAUUUCGAUUCCAACACAAAGGCUAUAGACAUGAUACUUCAAAAGAUCGUGGAAGAUCCACAGAGUGGAAGUUGUCCAAAUAUCAGCUAUGCAGAUUAUACGGGUCCUGUCGCCAGUGCCAAUCCCACAGGUUCACCUUUCGCUAACAGCACAUUUAUUCAGAAUCGCGGUCAAGAAAUGGCGAUUGGCAACAAUAAUUUUGCAGGUGGUGGAGGUUUCGGUUUCGGAUUUAAUGGAAACGCCAGCAUGGCAACGGGCAUGAAUUUCAACACUGGAGCGCCGGGUACCAUGUCGGGUGCCAGUAUUGACAACUUGAAAGUGACUUUACGAGGCAGUGGAUUCACUGACCAGGCCACCGAGGAGAUAAGUCAGGCAAUGAACACGCUAGCUAACUAUGGAAUACUUGGAAUGGGAUUAGGUCUUGGUGUCAAUAACAUAGGAAAUGUUCCCCAGAACAUGAGUGGCAACACUGGUAUAGGCAAUCUGAAUCUGGGUACCCCGGCCAUCGGAUCCACGCCACUGAUGACGAGCACAUCGUCGGCUUCAGGAAACGUGUCCCAGGGCAGCCCAUACCUCAACACUAGCAAUAAUUCGGCUAGUGCCACAAGCUUGUUUGGUCCUGUUGGCAGUGGUUCAUCUGGACUAGGUAGCUCUGGCUCUACAGGUGCCAACUCUAGUCUGUUCGGAAGCUCUUCCCCAAGUGUACAGCAGGAGCGAUAUGGAAGUAGUCCCAUGUUAAAUGAUUCCUUCUCUAGUGCUAUGACUUACCCCAGCACUGCCCAAGGAUUUCCCGCUAGUGAUAGGUCUCCAAAUAUCAGUGUUAACCAAAAUUCAUUUGGCCUUGGAACAGGAAUGUAUAGCCCUACAGAGGACAAGUCGUCUGGAACUACCAAACAGGAUCUGGAAGUGGCGGAAAGUAUCGUGGGAGCUAUACUGGGCCCUGGUGGAAAGGGCAUUGUGGAAAUACAGCAGUACACUGGUACCAAUAUUCAAAUCUCGAAAAAAGGGGUGUACACUCCUGGAACCCGGAACCGCAUAGUAUCUAUCACUGGAACGCCAUCUAACAUAACAAAAGCACAGUACAUGAUUCAACAACGCAUUCAACAGGAAGAGUACAAACGAGCCCGUCAAGCAUCAGGACAUUAGGAUACUAGGAUAUUGUGUUUCAUAACCAAGCAUCAUAACAAAAAAACUUAUUUAAGGCCUCUUUCGUUUUAUCCCUAUUGGUGGCAUAAUCGCCUUUACAGUGAAUUUGUUUUUUUUGUGCAUUACGUGAUUUUUUUUUUCCUACAUGUACAUUUGCAUUGCAUGUUCAUCCCAGAUACUCUGCUAUACACAAACAUCAUUUGGACUAUUAAAAACCAUUAGGAACUCCUGUAUAUACGUAUAUCACUCAGAUCUCAGCCACAUGUUCACGACAGAUUCGUUUCUCCCUCAUAGAUUCAACUACAAAGACUUUCCUACAUCACAUAUUGUUUUUACCGUCUGAUGCAAACUUGCCGCAUCCUCCUCGAGGUCUUUCAGUAAAACCAAGAUGGCUACCUAGACAUUCGUAGACCAUUGUUCAGGACUAUUUUGUACUUGGAGAUCAAUCAUCAGUUCUUGUUGGGUGUUUUACUCGAUGUUAGUGCACACCUUUCAGACUUAAACAUAUUCUCCACUUUCAAAACCUCAGCCUUUCAUAGAAUGGAAGGCUUUAUAUAGUAUAUUAGUCACAUUUAUCAUGCAACAGAAAUUGUAUCAUAUUCAUGUGUAAGUCAAUGGAAUAUUGUAUUAUGUAAAAAGUUGUUUUAUUAGUUGAAUUGAUUGUUAUUAUUUAACUCAAAAAGUUGUUAACCACGUUUCAUAUACAUGUUCUAAUCACUAUGUUAACUGUAAUUAUUGAGGAGUUAUAUUUAUUUUCAACCAUGGAACUGGAGCCAGAUUUAUUAUAGUCUUUGUCUUAAUCUAGCAUGAAAUCAUUGUGUGCAUUGUAACCAGGGAAGUGUGCGUUUUAAAAAUUGAACGGGUAUUUCUAUUCUUUCCUAUUCUCUUGCUUGUCUCCCUUUUAUUUCUCUCUUCUUUUUUUUUUAAAUUUGAGAUUUUUCCUGUCAAAAUUGUUUUUUCUUUUCAUCCGUUCAGUCUGUUUGUAUGCCGUUAAAAGAUUUGGAAGCUGGUAAGGUGUGUUUGCCAUUAUAUAGAAGUUCAUUAUUCUUUGGAGAGGUCCUGCGACAAGACAUGGUUCGAAAACUUAGGUUAGAUGUGUUAUUGAAAAACAUUUUAUUGUGGGAACAAUAGGAAUUGCUUAGUUACUAUUUAUUAUAUUAGAUACAGCAUUGUCAAAUGUCUCCUACAUGUAGAUAGAUUGUUAUUCCCAUUUAUACUGUGAUUUUGAUGGACAGGUGAAAUAUGCAAUAAGAUGUGUGAUUAUCCACAGGGGGUGUGUACCUGUUAUAGGAGCCUCUCUCUCUUUCUCUCUCUCUCACUUUUAUCUGUGUUUCACUCCUGACUCCUGCACCGUGCCUGCCGCAUGCUGUGCAGCCCGUUCAGUCAUUUCACCUCUCUGCAUGUGAUCUUGAUCGUUUUAUACUCAUAUUAUUCCUGGAUAGGCCACGCAUUUCCCAUGAGAUCUGGUGUUUGUCACAGCCCGAUGUCUUUCCUUAUGGUGUGGAUCUCCAGUGUGCGAAGUGAAACACCGAUUGUGCCAACAAUGCUUGUGUGCGUUGGCAACAUAAAAGUAUGUUUUGCAUGCUGUAAUCCUUCUAAUUAUUUGGACAAUUCAUUAUUUUUUUUCCACCCCUGUUUUUUUAUUAUUUAUGUGAUAUGUGUAGUGUGAUGGUUCAGGGAUUUGUUACUGAUCAGAAUACCCAGGUGUUGGUAUUUUUUUAACUUUUCUGUUUUUUAAAGAGAAAAAUAUUAGUUAUGAAAGAGUUAGAAGGAUUAUGGUAUGCUAUGAUGUGGUGGGCUUUCUCAAAACCUCUCUAAAGUCUUUUUAAGAGUACAUAAAAUGGAGAGUUGGUUCAUUUAUUCAAUAGUUGCUGAAGUGUGUGGCUUUACAUAAACAGUUUUUGAUAUAACAGCACAUAAUGUAUCAGCAAUGCAUUUUGUUUUGAAGUCUGGAACUUAACCAAAGCAAUACAACAGUUGCUAUUUGUAACCCAAUGUUUGUUAUCAGUGUAUUUUUACAUGUUCUCAAUUGUACUGUGGUGAGGUUGGUCACUUGUUUUAGUCAUUAUUUAGCAUAUUCCGCACAUAACACUGGUAUGGUUCAGACUGAGAAUCCAAUUUAUUGUCAUAAUAUUCACAAACAAGUGAAGAAUAAUCGUAGCAUAAAAGGAGAAAGAUGAAAGAUGAUUUUAUUUUUGUUUUUAUUUUUUCUUCCAGAUGAUGCUCUCUAUAUUAUGUACUCUGUUUCCCAGAUAGCUUGUUUUGGUAACAAGGUGUGUGCACAAGGUUGUGCUUGGUAUUUGCUGACUUGUUCAGUAGUGUGACGGGGUAACUGAAUGUCCAUUGCAGAGUACAGACUGCCAUUAGCUUUCAGUGGCAGUGCGAGGAGAUGCCUCGGGGGAGGUGGGGUACCUCCACCUUAUUUGAAGAAAAAACCCAUAACUUUUUAAAACAGAUAAUCUGCCCCAGAUAUUGCCCUUCAUUGCAGGGUACCUGGAGGCAAUUGUCCCUACCAAUUGUACCCCUUUGCACUGCCACUGUCAGCUUCAUCGCUAGCAUUCACAUGAAAUAUAUUUAUAUAUGCAUCCAAUAUUAUAAAGCAUGCAUUGUGUACAUUUAUCAAAAAAUAUCAUCAAACACAGAUUUUACCUAUUUUAUUUCAAAGAUUAUUAUUUAUUUUUUAAUUCAUUAUCUUGCUUGCUAGUUAUAGCAUUAAUUAUCAUUAUUUUCAUUUAAUAUUGUUGGUAUUAUUUUAGUGGCACUCUGUUUUCUGCAGAUGCGACAUCACACUUGCUGUGGGACUAUAAUUGUUGAUUAAUUAUACUGCAAAUACCAUGUCCACCACCUGGUAAUAUAUGCAGUUCUCAAUAAGUUUCAAUAAAUUAAAGCUGAACAAAG